AUGAAAGAGGAUGCUCAGGAUUUUGUCAAUUGCGAAGCCUGCAAUAAUCCAGCUGAAUACUGGUACUAUUGCAAUGUAUGUCAUCGAAAGUUCUGUCAAGGAAACGAAUGUCUCCAAUCGCAUCAAGGGGAAGGACAUAAUGUAGUUCGAUUUGAAAACAGAAACGAAAAUAGACAGAAACAGAUUGUUUACGAAUUAUGCCUCACACACCCUGAUAAAAUUCUCAAUAAUUUCUGCAAGUCAUGCAGUCAAAGAGUCUGUGAUAGAUGCAUUCUACUGAACCACAGAGAUAUGAAAAAACACGACGUUGUAGGAUUGAACGAAAUCGUUGCUGAAAGGCGUAAGAUACUUGACAAAAAUACCAAUAUUCUAAAACUUAAUGUUCUCCCGAAAUAUGUAAAAGAAAUUCAAGAUUUAGGAGAAGAAAUUUUUAAUUCAGAAGAAACUUAUAAAGUGAAAAGGAACAUAAUUCAUAAUCAGCAUGAGUUUUGGAAAAAUGAAAUUAAAAAAAUAAUAGAUCAAAUCUUGGCAGAUCUAACAGAUUUGGAAUUCGUGCAUUUAAAACGGUUAAAGGAUCAACAAAAUAGCCUUAAAGAAACUUUAAUUCAAAUAGGGGAUAUUGUUCAAGCAAACGAAGAACUCUUACAAUCACCAUCCGAAUUAGCUGUUCACGAAGUACGAAGCAUCGAAAAUUAUCUUGAGUUUCCUGAAAUAACCAAGUUUAGUCCACCAGUUUUUACGGUGGGACAACUUACUGUAUUGUUAAAUGAUAUUUAUACAAAAGGGAAAAUUAACUAUUCCCCUACAUAUAGCAUAACUGAAGAAGAACUUUAUACAAAAUCGUGCAUUGUCAUUGCAAAGCUAAGUGGACUGACAGAAAAAAUUCAAAAGAAAGAAAAAAUACUAACUGGCGUAAAACGUGAAAUGAAUCUUUUAGCUUCUAUGGAGGUAGAAAAUCAUAAUAAAAUCGAUGACAUAUCUUGUCAAUUUUUUGAAGCCGCGUGGUUGUGUGAUAAAGCUGCAAGGAAAAUCUCAAAACUUUCAGAAAGUGGAAAACUAUUGAUAGAAAAGGAAGUGAAAAAUUUAGGGUAUAUAGCAUCGCAAGACAAUGACAAAAUCUUUUAUUCAAGUGAAGAUAAUAAGCUGAUGGAAUUUACGGAGAAUCUUUCCCGGGUUGUGUCUAACUUUGAAUGGAUCCCUUUUGGUCUUUCGGUUACAGAGGCGAAAGAUAUAUUGGUUUGUGAACGUAGCGAAUCAAGAGGAAGGGUGGUCAAAUAUAGCAGUAAGGGUCAUCUGCUGAAGAUAAUCGAACAAUGCAAAAAAGGGGAACAACUGUUCCAGGCACCAGAGCGAGUUAUAGAAAACAGCAACGGCGAUGUGUGCGUGACAGACAAUUGCAUUCCAGCAUCUCUUGUAGUUGUUAAUAAUUUAGGGGAAUUCCAAUUCAGGUACCCACCUGAAGAGAAUCAGACGUCUUCUUCCUUUACAUGGUCAUUGGUAAGAAGGGAAAAGAAACCGUCUUCAUUUAAUGGACUUGCAAGCGAUAUUUUUGGGAAUAUCCUUAUUUCUGGCACGGAAACGAAAGUUAUCUAUAUACUGGACAAAUGGGGAAAAUUCCUCCAAUCUUUGUCCAGCAAGCAAAUACAGAGCCCACAUGCCCUAGCUGUUGAUCAUUUACAAAGAUUGUGGAUUGUCGAUGGAGAAAAUCAAAUUAAGAUAGUAGCCUAUUUAAACUGUUUUUCUUAG
This is a messenger RNA of Saccostrea echinata, 1746 nucleotides long. RefSeq lists its product as uncharacterized. The record is from RefSeq and is a predicted model, not a curated record. Gene Ontology annotation, biological process: positive regulation of DNA-templated transcription. The transcript has a single exon. Gene Ontology annotation, molecular function: zinc ion binding; ubiquitin-protein transferase activity. Lineage: Eukaryota; Metazoa; Mollusca; Bivalvia; Ostreida; Ostreidae. Gene Ontology annotation, cellular component: chromatin; nucleoplasm. Bases 1 to 1746 code for a protein of 581 amino acids.